Mycena indigotica is the source of this 1140-nucleotide messenger RNA. RefSeq lists its product as uncharacterized. The transcript is spliced from 3 exons. Bases 1 to 1140 code for a protein of 379 amino acids. The record is from RefSeq and is a predicted model, not a curated record. Lineage: Eukaryota; Fungi; Basidiomycota; Agaricomycetes; Agaricales; Mycenaceae.
AUGAAGUCCGUCCUUGUUGCCUUCACCCUUGUCUCUUCUGUUCUCGCCCAUGGCUGGAUCGGUUCUGUUAGCGUUAGCGUGGGCGGCGCCAAGAAGCUCUUCAAAGGCAACGAGCCCACCGAAGAGCUGCCCAACGCUGCCUCCAGUGCCAUCCGCCAGAUUGCGAACAACCUCCCUGUCAAGGACACAACAUCGCCCGACCUUACCUGCGGCAAAGACGCAAAGCUCGCCAGCCAAGUGGCCACCGUCGCUGCCGGUAGCAAGCUCGAUGUGUUCUGGCAGACGCUCACGGGCUCCGGCUUCUGGUUCCAUGAUGUUGGUCCCAUGAUGGCCUAUAUGGCGGACUGUGGCGGCAAUUGUGCUCAAUUUGACGCCAGCAAGGCCAAGUGGUUCAAAAUACAAGAACAGGGCAUGGAUGCGAGCGGUAAAUGGGCUCAGGCAAACCUUGACAAUGGCUCUCCAGCGACCGUAACCAUUCCGGCGAACCUCAAGGCGGGCAAUUAUCUCCUCCGACACGAAAUCAUCGCCCUCCACACUGCGCAGUCUCAAGGCGGUGCAGAGUUUUACCCUGGCUGUGUGCAGCUCAGUGUCACUGGCGCAGGCAAGGGUGUGCCAAGCGACAGCGAGACCGUCAAGCUUCCUGGCGCAUACAAACCGACUGACGCUGGGAUUCUCAUUGACGUCUAUAACAUGAAGGGCGCCUACAAAUUUCCAGGCCCAGCCGUGGCCUCUUUCAUUGGUGGUGGAUCUCCGGCCCCAGCACAGGGUGGCUCUGAUGAUAACACUACCGAGAAGCCGUCCUCCCCCCGCCACCACAAAGAAGAGCACUUCCCCUCCUGCAAGCUCUACCACCAAGAAAGCUUCGUCUCCGGCUUCCUCUACCACGAGUGUCGCAUCCGCGGUACCGACGAAAUCUGGCUCAGCUUCCUGUCGGGCGAAACGUUCCCACCACCGCCGUCAAGAGGUUGUCGAUGUCCGCGAGGAAGUCCGUCGUUCCCGGGUUCGCCACAUGCAUCGGGCUGGCGUUGCCCGUUCCUUCUGAGCACAGUUUUGCCAUUGUUCCACCACAACCCCCGAUUACUCCGUCCACAUUAUCUCCGACUCCCCUCCCCCAACAACUCCCGUCCAUCCUUUACAUGA